This is a messenger RNA of Bicyclus anynana (squinting bush brown), 1818 nucleotides long. Its product is annotated as probable 3-hydroxyacyl-CoA dehydrogenase B0272.3. Bases 215 to 1135 code for a protein of 306 amino acids. The transcript is spliced from 5 exons. Lineage: Eukaryota; Metazoa; Arthropoda; Insecta; Lepidoptera; Nymphalidae. Gene Ontology annotation, cellular component: mitochondrion. Gene Ontology annotation, biological process: fatty acid beta-oxidation. Gene Ontology annotation, molecular function: NAD+ binding; (3S)-3-hydroxyacyl-CoA dehydrogenase (NAD+) activity. The record is from RefSeq and is a predicted model, not a curated record.
GAAAACCGAAAGGCGAAAACUUUAUUUGUUUAUAAAAUAAGUGCGUUAAUCGCACUUCAAACAUAAUUUUUAUUUGACUUGAACUUCGCGCGAGAUUUAUUUUUAUGGAAAAUUCUUGAUACGUCGGCGAUAUCAAUGAAAAGGAUACAUAGUACUUUUUACUUACGAGAGAACUAUUAGUUAAACGCGACUUGACUGUAUUUUUUGUACAAAAAUGAAUAAAAUAAUUGGUUUAACGAGAAAUUUCUCCAAUACAACUUCUUUAAAUGCCAUAAAAACGGUGACAGUGGUUGGUGGUGGACUCAUGGGCUCUGGAAUAGCUCAGGUUGCUGCACAAGCCGGUCUAAAUGUGAACUUAAUAGACCUUAAGCCAGAGUUAUUGGAAAACGCUCAGAAGUCUAUUCAGAACAAUCUGCAAAGGGUGGCGCGUAAACUACACAAGGACUCGCCUGCACAAAUCGAGGCAUUUGUCAAAGAUGCCAGCCAGAGGAUCAAGGUGUCCACCAACUUGGAGGACGGUGUACAAGCUGAUUUGGUUGUGGAGGCCAUUGUUGAGAAGCUGGAUGUGAAGCAGGAGCUUUUCAAUAAGCUUGAUCAGUUGUGUCCCGAACAUACAAUACUUGCAAGUAACACAUCAUCUAUUUCUAUUAACGAAAUUGGUGCCGGGAUCAAAAGGAAAAGCAAAUUCGGCGGGCUACACUUCUUUAACCCGGUGCCUGUGAUGCGUUUGCUGGAAGUGAUCAAGAGCGAGCAGAUAUCCGAGGAGACGUACCAGGCAAUGAUGGAGUGGGGCAAGUCGGUGGGCAAGACUUGCAUCACCUGCAAGGAUACUCCUGGCUUUGUGGUGAACAGGUUGCUUGGACCAUACAGUGCUGAGGCUAUGAGGAUGUAUGAGAGAGGGGAUGCAACAAAAGAAGAUAUCGACAUAGGGAUGAAACUAGGCGCAGGGUACCCCAUGGGGCCCCUUGAACUGUCGGACUAUACCGGCUUGGACACCAACAAGUUUGUACUCAAUGUGCUGUAUGAGAAAACCGGGAACCCGGUUUUCAAACCAAUACCGCUUUUGGACAAACUGGUGGCUGAAGGAAAACUGGGUAUCAAGACCGGGGAGGGUAUCUAUAAGUAUAAGAAGUAAUUUUGUUAACAGUUUCCCUGUCCUGUGGGUCAUAUGUGACUCAUUAUCAUGGCACCUCUAUAGUGGCAGAUCCGGGAUUAAUGUUUAGGGCUAGACCUCUGCAAUGUAAAUAUGUAUUCAGUUAAAAACGUAAUAUCAAAUGUAUUCAGUUUAACUUUACAAGACUUUUCAAAAUAUAAAAUGCCUUUAUUGAGCUUAAAGCUUUUUCGAAUGCCUGCAGAUAAAUGUUGACAUUUGGGUAAUGAAUCACUAGCUAAAAAUGUAAUUCAAAUAAUAAUCAUAAUUAUAUCAAAAGUUUACUUCUAGUUUGUCCCGGAAGAAUUCUCUUUAAUCUCUGGAUUCGCCAAUGUAUUGUGUACCGUGAGUUACAUGUGAUUCAUUCACAUUCAAUUUGCGUAUGUAUCAUGUAUCGACAGGGACAUUUAUUAAGACUGAUAUUUGCACGGUGAUGGUAGUAAGUAGUUAUCGCUACUUCACAAAAUGUUUAAAAAUAUGUAAAAGUUCAAUAUUUUUAUAAUAUUAUAACUAAAAUAUAAUACAGAUCAUUGAUCCGAACACAUAAAUUAUACAUAAUACGUACUUAUAUUGUAAAUUUUUAUUUCAUUAAAUAUUAUAAAAUUGUUAUUGAUGUACCCAUUUUAUGUAUUUAUUAUUUUACAAAUAAAAAGUUAUUUUAUCAUUAA